ACUGACUGAAGCUUCUAAGGGUACCACCGUCAUCUAUGCUAUCAAGAAACACCACUGUCAGAGCUCAUUCUCAGACUGAACCAUCAGAACGACCCUACUAGUACAGAAGUAGAUCUUUAGCCUUCAGCCUUCAGGUGGAAAUUAUGACAUCUGAGCAGCUGCUUUGGCUCUUGUUGGUGCUGCGAUCUGUUGUCUGCAAUGACUCAGAUCCUAUGGAAUGUCCACUGAUGAUCCAGCCUCCCAGAGUGGUGGUGAGACAUGGAGAUCCAGUAUCAGUGAACUGCACCAUUUCAGGAGAUCAUGAUGGAAUGGGCUGGGAGGCAUCAGAGGGAUCUGUUGACAAGACAGAAGGUGUCCAGUUUCUCACCUGGGGUUUGGAGACCCUGACAGAGUGGGAUAUACGACCUAAAUGCUUCGGAGACUUUCGGAUCGCUCCAAACACAUAUUCAGAGUGUGACAAAAGGCUCAAUAUUACAGUGUACAAGCCUCCAGACAGUGUUUCCAUCAGUGUUGUGGACCACAAAGGCCCAAUGCUGGAGGGGAAACAGUACCAGCUGCAGUGUAAGGUCCAGAACAUCGCUCCUGUUCAGUACCUCACUGUGAAGUGGUACAAAGGAGAAACAUUAUAUAACGAAACUGCCUAUGAUGAUCUCACUAAGACUCCAGUGAAUGUGUCCUCUACCCUCCUGAUCACACCCAUCAGUGCUGAUGAUGGAGCACAGUACAGCUGUGUGGCAGAGCUGGAACUGGGACCUGAAGGACCACAACCUUCACCUGAAGUGAAAUCUGAUCCCCUCAGCAUCACUGUGCUCUAUAAACCCAGGAUCACUGAGUGCCCGGCCCAAGAGAAGCUGAGGGAAAGUGAAACUCUGGAUACUUUGGUCUCCUGUAGAGCUGAGGGGAACCCUUCUCCCAUGGUCACAUGGUACAUAGACCAAUCAGAGUUCAACAGCUCCACUCCACUAACCAAAAGAGAUGGAGGGCAGUACACCUUCAUAGCCAAGAACAGUUAUGGAACAGCCAAUCACACCCUGGAGAUUGAAGUUCUCUAUCCACCAACAUUUGAGCUGGAGAGGGAGGAGGUGAAUGUAACCCAGGGAGAUGAGGUGAUUUUGGAGUGUCUGGCUGAGGGAAAUCCCACUCCUGAACUCACCUGGAACACGACUGCUGCUGAGAAUCCACAUGUGUCCACCAGAGGGCGACAGAGUAAUGCCACCAUCAGCAGAGCAACAUCAGCCAACGCUGGUGUCUACACCUGCUAUGCAACAAAUAACCUGGGCACGGCAUCCAAGACUGUCACUGUCACUGUGAAGGAAACGGAUGCUGCAGAAAGCGCAGAUCCUAUGGAAUGUCCACUGAUGAUCCAGCCUCCCAGAGUGGUGGUGAGACAUGGAGAUCCAGUGUCAGUGAACUGCACUGUUUCAGGAGAUCAUGAUGGAAUCGGCUGGGAGGCAUCACAGGGAUCUGUUGACAAGGCAGAAGUUGUCCAGUUUGUCACCUGGGGUUUAAAAACUCUGAGAGAGUGGGAUAUACGACCUAAAUGCUUCGGAGACUUUCUGAUCGCUCCAAACACAUAUUCAGAGUGUGACAAAAGGCUCAAUAUUACCGUGUACAAGCCUCCAGACAGUGUCUCCAUCAGUGUUGUGGACCACAAAGGCCCAAUGCUGGAGGGGAAACAGUACCAGCUGCAGUGUAAGGUCCAGAACAUCGCUCCUGUUCAGUACCUCACUGUGAAGUGGUACAAAGGAGAAACAUUAUAUAAAGAAACUGCCUAUGAUGAUCUCACUAAGACUCCAGUGAAUGUGUCCUCUACCUUCCUGAUCACACCCAUCAGUGCUGAUGAUGGAGCACAGUACAGCUGUGUGGCAGAGCUGGAACUGGGACCUGAAGGACCACAACCUUCACCUGAAGUGAAAUCUGAUCCCCUCAGCAUCACUGUGCUCUAUAAACCCAGGAUCACUGAGUGCCCGGCCCAAGAGAAGCUGAGGGAAAGUGAAACUCUGGAUACUUUGGUCUCCUGUAGAGCUGAGGGGAACCCUUCUCCCAUGGUCACAUGGUACAGAGACCAAUCAGAGUUCAACAGCUCCACUCCACUAACCAAAAGAGAUGGAGGGCAGUACACCCUCAUAGCCAAGAACAGUUAUGGAGCAGCCAACCACACCCUGCAGAUUGAAGUUCUCUAUCCACCAACAUUUGAGCUGGAGAGGGAGGAGGUGAAUGUAACCCAUGGAGAGGAGGUGAUUCUGGAGUGUCUGGCUGAGGGAAAUCCCACUCCUGAACUCACCUGGAACACGACUGCUGCUGAGAAUCCACAUGUGUCCACCAGAGGGCGACAGAGUAAUGCCACCAUCAGCAUCAGCAGAGCAACAUCAGCCAACGCUAGUGUCUACACCUGCUAUGCAACAAAUAACCUGGGCACGGCGUCCAAGACUUUCACCGUCACUGUGAAGGAAACGGAUGCUGCAGAAAGCGAUCCUAUGGAAUGUCCACUAAUGAUCCAGCCUCCCAGAGUGGUGGUGAGACAUGGAGAUCCAGUGUCAGUGAACUGCACUGUUUCAGGAGAUCAUGAUGGAAUCGGCUGGGAGGCAUCACAGGGAUCUGUUGACAGGGCAGAAGGCGUCCAGUUUGUCACCUGGGGUUUAAAAACUCUGAGAGAGUGGGAUAUACGACCUAAAUGCUUCGGAGACAUUCGGAUCUCUCCAAACACAUCUUCAGAAUGUGACAAAAGGCUCAAUAUUACAGUGUACAAGCCUCCAGACAGUGUCUCCAUCAGUGUUGUGGACCACAAAGGCCCAAUGCUGGAGGGGAAACAGUACCAGCUGCAGUGUAAGGUCCAGAACAUCGCUCCUGUUCAGUACCUCACUGUGAAGUGGUACAAAGGAGAAACAUUAUAUAAAGAAACUGCCUAUGAUGAUCUCACUAAGACUCCAGUGAAUGUGUCCUCUACCUUCCUGAUCACACCCAUCAGUGCUGAUGAUGGAGCACAGUACAGCUGUGUGGCAGAGCUGGAACUGGGACCUGAAGGACCACAACCUUCACCUGAAGUGAAAUCUGAUCCCCUCAGUAUCACUGUGCUCUAUAAACCCAGGAUCACUGAGUGCCCGGCCCAAGAGAAGCUGAGGGAAAGUGAAACUCUGGAUACUUUGGUCUCCUGUAGAGCUGAGGGGAACCCUUCUCCCAUGGUCACAUGGUACAUAGACCAAUCAGAGUUCAACAGCUCCACUCCACUAACCAAAAGAGAUGGAGGGCAGUACACCCUCAUAGCCAAGAACAGUUAUGGAGCAGCCAAUCACACCCUGCAGAUUGAAGUUCUCUAUCCACCAACAUUUGAGCUGGAGAGGGAGGAGGUGAAUGUAACCCAUGGAGAGGAGGUGAUUCUGGAGUGUCUGGCUGAGGGAAAUCCCACUCCUGAACUCACCUGGAACACGACUGCUGCUGAGAAUCCACAUGUGUCCACCAGAGGGCGACAGAGUAAUGCCACCAUCAGCAUCAGCAGAGCAACAUCAGCCAACGCUAGUGUCUACACCUGCUAUGCAACAAAUAACCUGGGCACGGCGUCCAAGACUUUCACCGUCACUGUGAAGGAAACGGAUGCUGCAGAAAGCGCAGAUCAUAUGGAAUGUCCACUGAUGAUCCAGCCUCCCAGAGUGGUGGUGAGACAUGGAGAUCCAGUGUCAGUGAACUGCACUGUUUCAGGAGAUCAUGAUGGAAUCGGCUGGGAGGCAUCACAGGGAUCUGUUGACAGGGCAGAAGGCGUCCAGUUUGUCACCUGGGGUUUAAAAACUCUGAGAGAGUGGGAUAUACGACCUAAAUGCUUCGGAGACAUUCGGAUCUCUCCAAACACAUCUUCAGAAUGUGACAAAAGGCUCAAUAUUACAGUGUACAAGCCUCCAGACAGUGUCUCCAUCAGUGUUGUGGACCACAAAGGCCCAAUGCUGGAGGGGAAACAGUACCAGCUGCAGUGUAAGGUCCAGAACAUCGCUCCUGUUCAGUACCUCACUGUGAAGUGGUACAAAGGAGAAACAUUAUAUAAUGAAACCUCCUAUGAUGAUCUCACUAAGACUCCAGUGAAUGUGUCCUCUACCCUCCUGAUCACACCCACCAGUGCUGAUGAUGGAGCACAGUACAGCUGUGUGGCAGAGCUGGAACUGGGACCUGAAGGACCACAACCUUCACCUGAAGUGAAAUCUGAUCCCCUCAGCGUCCCUGUGCUCUAUCCACCAAAAUUUGAUCUGGAGAGGAAAGAGGUGAAUAUAACCCAGGGAGAUGAGGUGAUUCUGGAGUGUCUGGUUGAGGGAAAUCCCACUCCUGAACUCACCUGGAACACGACUGCUGCUGAGAAUCCACAUGUGUCCACCAGAGGGCGACAGAGUAAUGCCACCAUCAGCAUCAGCAGAGCAACAUCAGCCAACGCUGGUGUCUACACCUGCUAUGCAACAAAUAACCUGGGCACGGCGUCCAAGACUUUCACCGUCACUGUGAAGGAAACAGAUGCUGCAAAAAGGGGCUACAUCCAUUUUUGGAUUUUUUUUUUUGUGGUAAUAUUCAUACUGGUGGUGCUGCUCCUCUGGAUUAGAAAACGUUUGAACCGUCAAGGGGUAUAUAACGUCACACCAAGAAGCUCUGCUGGGAGGAGGGAAGAAAGUAUACCGCUGGCGCCGUGCAAUGGUAAUGGGAGCAGCUCCUGCACCUAGAGCACUGUGGAGCUCCAGACCAGCCAUUGGCACACUGAAUUGAGGGAUAGAGCCAGUAAGUAGAGCACUAUACUGAGGGAAGGAGCCAUUAAUUAGAGCAAUGAACUGCAGGGUGAAGCCAAAUUGUUGACACAAGGCAGAAUGGCUCCAUGGAUUCGUGCCAUUUGUAUUCCAACGGUCUUCCAAUCAUUUAGUUUUGGCAAUCACAUACCCAGUUCAACCUCAUCUUCCUGUUCUGAGCUCACAGUAGUGGGACUUGGUCUUCUGCUACUGUAGCCCAUCUGCUUCAGGUUUUGAUGCAUUGUGCAUUCAGAGAUGGCCUUCUGCACAUUGCUGUUAUAAAAAGCAGUUUUUUUAGCAUUUGUGUCCAUUCUUUACUGAACUUUCACGCACAGAACUGCUUCUCACUGGAUGUUUUUGCUAUAGCACCCUUCUAUGCAAACCCAAGAGACUGUAGUGUGUAACAUUUCCAGGAGGGCAGCUGUUUCUUAGAUGCUGCAACCACCACGUCUGCCUCCAGCCUUCAUACCAUGGUCAACGUUGCUUAGAUCACACACCUUGCCCUUUCUAAUGCUUAAAAACAACUGCCACACUAUUUGGUUUGUAGGGGUAGGCUAUCUGUGUUCAUUUGCAUACUUAAUAAAGUGACCAUUUGGUCUAUA
Conger conger (European conger) is the source of this 5356-nucleotide messenger RNA. It is a transcript of the gene icam5, whose product is annotated as intercellular adhesion molecule 5. The transcript is spliced from 17 exons. Lineage: Eukaryota; Metazoa; Chordata; Actinopteri; Anguilliformes; Congridae. The coding region runs from base 144 to 4694 and encodes 1516 amino acids. Gene Ontology annotation, molecular function: integrin binding. The record is from RefSeq and is a predicted model, not a curated record. Gene Ontology annotation, biological process: cell adhesion.